AUGGUGAUGUCACCAUCGUUUGCCUUGGCGGUGGUGGCACAGUCUCUCGGCCUCGUGGCAUUGUCAGGUUCAGCCAUGGCCAUGCGUGUGGUCGUCGACAUGGCCGUGUCGAGUUCCAGAAGGCUCCGCCGACGAACUCCAAGGGACUAUAGGCUUCUGAUACGUCUGGAAAGAAAACCAGAGCGCCCGUCGCCGCCACGCAGCCGCCGCCCCGCAGCCGACGCCCCACCGACGCCGCUGCCCCGCAGCCGCCGCCACGUAGCCGCCGCCCCGCAGCCCCCGCCCCGCAGCCCCCGCCCCGCAGCCGACGCCGCCGUCCAGCAGCCGCCGCCCCUCCCCCGUCGCGAGUCGCCGCCCCGUCGGCCCGUCGCGGGGACUCACGGCCCCGACCUCUCCGUCGCCGCCGCGAGUCGCCGCCCAUUGGCCCGCCUGCCUUCAGUUGACAUGCUGGCUACUCCUGGACCCGUGAGAGAAUGCAUGUUCUUUGAUGUAAUUCUCCCAGAAUUCAAUCUUGAGGCAAGAGGGGAUGAUCCACUCAGUUGGUUUCACUUUAUUGAAGACGACCUGAACUUUGAUCUGCUGUUGUAUCCUAAAUUUGCAUGCGCCAGCAAGAGUCCUCCAGGCAGCAAGUCCACUGACAGGUACAAUGCGUGUAGUAGUCGAUCAAGAAGCAGCGAGGAGGAUGUUUCAUAGCACAGAUCGAGGAAGAGAAGUCGCAGUAGUCGUGAUUCGUGAUCGAGGCAGCUGAAUAUCUGGGCAUCUGGCCACCGGCAACUCUGGGUUUUGGACGAUCGAAUGCCGUAUAGAUGGCACUACCUCAUGUAGUAGUCAUUUGGCAGCCUUGUUUUCUACUGCAUUUUCCCCUUUAGGCCUUGUUUGGCCGGCCGGAUUUAAAGUGGAUUUCCGUGUAUUUUCCCAGUGUAAACUAAUACUCCCCAAAACACUUCAGUAACCGUUUGGCAGCCUGGUUUUAGUUGGGCUGAAACCCAGCAAA
Messenger RNA from Lolium perenne, 994 nucleotides. The record is from RefSeq and is a predicted model, not a curated record. NCBI's taxonomy places the organism in Eukaryota, Viridiplantae, Streptophyta, Magnoliopsida, Poales, Poaceae.